This is a messenger RNA of Parus major (Great Tit), 737 nucleotides long. It is a transcript of the gene GDF6, whose product is annotated as growth differentiation factor 6. The annotation marks the transcript as partial. Gene Ontology annotation, biological process: BMP signaling pathway; SMAD protein signal transduction. NCBI's taxonomy places the organism in Eukaryota, Metazoa, Chordata, Aves, Passeriformes, Paridae. Gene Ontology annotation, cellular component: extracellular region. The record is from RefSeq and is a predicted model, not a curated record. The transcript is spliced from 2 exons. Gene Ontology annotation, molecular function: cytokine activity.
UCCGUGGGCCGCCGGAGCCGCACGUCGGGCCGCCCUCCUCUUCCUCCCCACCGCCGCCGCCUCUCGCUAUGAAUGCACGCCGGGCCCUGCUCUCCGCCGCCUUGCUCGCCAGCCUCCUCUGGGAUUUACCUUGCUGCCUCCCGGCUUCCCUCCCUGCCUCCUCGGAGUUCGCCGCCUCUUCCAAAGGUGGUCGCAGCCGCAGAGCGCCGCGGUCCCCACGGGAGAGCCGCCCGCGGCAAGGGGGACACGCCAUGGACCGAGCGCUCCCACGGGCGGAACCCCACGAGUACAUGCUGUCUCUGUUCAGGACUUACUCUAUCGCGGAGAAACUGGGCAUCAACGCCAGCUUUUUUCAGUCGUCCAAAUCCGCCAAUACCAUCACUAGUUUUGUAGACAGGGGACGAGACGAUCUCUCGCCCGCUCCCUUGAGGCGGCAGCAGUAUGUGUUUGAUGUGUCGACCCUCUCGGAGACGGAGGAGCUCGUGGGGGCCGAGCUGCGGCUGUUCCGCCGGCUUCCCCGCGGCCGCCCGCCGCCCGCCGCCCCUCCGCACGUUCAGCUCUCCGCGUGCCUCUCGCCGCGGCCGCUGGACUCCCGCACCCUGGACCCGCGAGCGGCCCCGUCCGCCGGCUGGGAGGUGUUCGACGUGCGCCAGGGCCUGCGGGAGCAGCGGCCCUGGAAGCGGCUGUGUCUGGAGCUGCGGGCCUCGGCGGACCGCGGGUCGCGGCGCUGGCUCGAC